This is a messenger RNA of Benincasa hispida (wax gourd), 946 nucleotides long. RefSeq names its product temperature-induced lipocalin-1-like. Gene Ontology annotation, cellular component: cytoplasm. NCBI's taxonomy places the organism in Eukaryota, Viridiplantae, Streptophyta, Magnoliopsida, Cucurbitales, Cucurbitaceae. The record is from RefSeq and is a predicted model, not a curated record. Gene Ontology annotation, biological process: response to reactive oxygen species; lipid metabolic process.
CCACAAAAAAAUCCUCUUCCCCACAGCUAUAAUAUCUCUCCACGUCUCCCCUUUUUCCAAAUCCACAUCUUCUUCAACAACUCAAAAAAUUCAAAUCAAAUCACCACCGACGCCUCAAGAAACCCCACUCUGAGAUCUCUCUCAGAAGCUCAUCAUUCAACAAUGGUGCAAAAAGAGAUGGACGUCAUGAAGGACGUCGACCUUAAGAGGUAUAUGGGCCGGUGGUACGAAAUAGCUUCAUUUCCAUCUAGGUUUCAGCCCAAAAAUGGAGCUAAUACCAGAGCGACCUACACCCUGAGAGACGAACGGACGGUGAAUGUCCUAAAUGAGACCUGGGUUGAUGGUAAGAGGGGUUUUAUUGAAGGUACUGCUGUUAAAGCUAAUCCUGAUAGUGAUGAAGCCAAGCUCAAAGUUAAAUUCUAUGUUCCUCCAUUCAUGCCUGUCAUUCCUGUUGUUGGAGAUUACUGGGUUUUGUAUCUUGAUCAUGAUUAUCACCAUGCUUUGAUUGGCCAGCCUAGCAGAAACUAUCUAUGGAUAUUGUGCAGGCAGAAUCAUUUGGAUGAGGAGAUAUAUAAUCAAUUGGUGGAGAAAGCUAAGGAACAGGGUUAUGAUGUGAGCAAGCUUCGUAGGACAACACACACUGAUCCUCCACCAGAAGGAGAUGAAGGUCCCAAAGAUACUAAAGGAAUAUGGUGGAUCAAAUCAAUCUUUGGAAAAUGAUCAAGGUUUGAAGAAAAGUUAAUUGAAUUUUGUACCUUUGAGUUCAAUGGUUUUGGUAGAUUUCCCCAAUUUGUUUUGUGUCCAGUGAAGAUUUAUGCUUGGUUUUGUCGAAUGGUUGAAAUGAAUCCUUUGUGCUAUUUGUAUAGUCGUCCAAAUAUUGUAUUUGCUGAAUAAUUUCUGAUGAAACUGCUCUGGGGUUUUGAGCUGUCAACAUUUUAAUUUUAAA